This is a messenger RNA of Penicillium subrubescens, 876 nucleotides long. Its product is annotated as Yip1 family protein. The transcript is spliced from 4 exons. Gene Ontology annotation, molecular function: small GTPase binding. Gene Ontology annotation, biological process: vesicle-mediated transport. The record is from RefSeq and is a predicted model, not a curated record. NCBI's taxonomy places the organism in Eukaryota, Fungi, Ascomycota, Eurotiomycetes, Eurotiales, Aspergillaceae. Bases 1 to 876 code for a protein of 291 amino acids. Gene Ontology annotation, cellular component: membrane; Golgi apparatus.
AUGGCGAACCGGGGCUACGACGUGGUUGUAGACGUGGAUGCCGAGGGCGACCUCGGGCAUACCGACUUGCAAGAGGACCUUGAAUUCCACCCGUCCAACUUCGAAAAUGACCAACGCAGCGCCAAGGUUCAAGGCGAUUCCACCCCCUUCUUAGGCGGCAGCUCUUCGCGCGGCCGCGACCGGUCCCCUGGCGGCACCCCGACCAAGCACAGCUGGUGGUCAAUCCACUACUACGAGCGAUUCUUCGAUGUCGACACAAACGAGGUGUUGCGCCGCUGCAUGGCCGCGCUCUACCCGCGCUCAAACUUCCUGGACGUUCUCGAGGGCAACGCCGACCUUUACGGACCUGUCUGGAUCGCGACCACCGUCGUGGUUAUUCUGUUCCUGACCGGAACUAUUUCACAGUGGCUGUCGAAUAAUGACGACAAACACUUCGAGUACGACUUCACUUUGCUGUCUGGUGCCGCGGGUCUGAUCUACGGAUACACGGGAAUCCUGCCCAUUGCACUGUGGGGUGCACUGCGGUGGUUCGGAAGCUCGACGGCUGACCUGAUUGAGUGCUGGGCAUUGUAUGGAUACUCAAACUUGGUUUGGAUUGGUGUCGCGCUUGUCAGCUGGAGUCCUCUGACUGCGCUGAAUUGGGCGCUUGUCGGUGUUGGCUUUGCCUGGACAGUGUUCUUCCUCCUGCGGAACCUGUAUCCUGUCUUGAACGCUACGGAUGCCAAGGCUAGCAAGAUCUUGUUGAUCUUGGUUGUCGUGCUACAUGCAGGCCUGGCUAUUGCUAUCAAGAUUCUCUUCUUUGCGCACGCGAGCCCAGUGUCGAAGAAGAACAAGGAUAAGGAACAAGAUGAUGACAAGCAGCGGAUGAUGUUCUAG